Saccharomycopsis crataegensis is the source of this 222-nucleotide messenger RNA. RefSeq lists its product as uncharacterized. Lineage: Eukaryota; Fungi; Ascomycota; Saccharomycetes; Ascoideales; Saccharomycopsidaceae. The record is from RefSeq and is a predicted model, not a curated record. The transcript is spliced from 2 exons. The coding region runs from base 1 to 222 and encodes 73 amino acids.
AUGCUGAAGUUUUUAACCAAAGUGAACGACGAGAACAGUACGACCAAACAACAGCAACAACAACAACAACAACAACAACAACAACAACAACAACAACAACAACAACAACAACAACAACAACAACAAAAUUGUGGUUCUGGGGUUGCUAUUAUAAUCUACAUGCUGUUUUUUAUUUUAGUUUCAUCAACACUUCCAGUGUAUCCCGUGUGUUGUGCUCAUUAG